AUGCUUCGUUCCAGCUCAAUGCGGUACGCUUUGUGUAUUCUCAAACAGCAUCAAAGGUGUACGUCUUCUAUACCAACUCCAGCUUUGAACUCUGAUAAGAUACCUGAAGAAAUUUCUUGUGAUACUCAGAAAAAAACUGAAGACGGUAUUGCAAAAGAAACAAUUAAAGAUUCUACCACCCAUAGAUCAAGUCUUGUUAAGAAAGCAUUUUCCAAUUUGAAGCACAACCUACAACCCCUAGGAAGCAGGACUAACAUUGAUGAAAUAAUUAAAGAAGCUAAGACUCCUGAGGAGUUACUUAAACUUAUAGAAAAGAACUACCUUACUAAAGGGGAAGCCUUGAAGAUUGUUUCUACCCUUACUGAGUGGUCUUUGAAAGGACGAGUAGAUUCUAGUUUCGAAUCAGACCCUCGAUUCAAUUCCCUAUGUAAGUUACUUGGGAGGAACCCCAAUAACACAGUACAUUCAAAAACUGCUGUUCAGAAUGAGGAUUUGUCAUUUGUUUUGAGAGUCACAGGAGAGGACGAAGCUGCCAAAAUUAUUGAUGGCCUUGGUCUUCCUCAAAUGAUUAAGGUUCUAUCAUCACUAUCAGCCAAAAAAAGACGCUCUUUACCUCUAUUAAGGUCACUUGCAUUUCAUAUUGGACGAAUUCCUUCAAAAUUAGAUGUUAAGCAGUCUGCAGAUAUCUUGUAUGCUCUGUCCACACUUAAUUUCCCAGAUGAGGUGCUUUUAGAGAAAGUAUGUCAUGAUUUAGUUGAAAGUAUACCAGUAUGUCAGAAAUCAGCUGUAUUUGGAUCAAUAUGUACCAGUUUAGGCUUGUUAAAGUAUAAAGAUUCAGAAUUACUUGAAGUGCUGUGUGACUGGGCGCUGACGAAAAAAGAACUUUGUAGGUGUCAAGACUUUGUCUCACUGCUUUUAUGUCUAUCCAGUGUGAGGCAUAUUCCAAACCAGGAACUUCUAACGAUUCUGUCUCAGAUAAAGGAAGGUGACUUACCAUCUGCAUCAACAUGGUUAGAUGUUGUGUGGUCUCUUGCAGCCUUAAAUGUUGUAACAGAAGCUCAACUCUCUUCUGUUCUCAACUCUAAAUUUGUUGACAGAUUAACUUCAUCUGCCUCUGGCUUAUCUUGGAAAAGGAAGUUGUUGAACCUGAAUGGAGUUGCCAAAUGGACUAAAGGUUACAAAGGUUCUCUAAUCAAUGAGGACUCUAACUUAGAAGCUACAGUGCCCAGAUCCAAAGAUAGGCAGCAACUGGCAGUCUCCAUUCUUGAUACACUUUCAAACCUAUUUCCUUCUUCCAACUACUUUAAAUCAUGUGUUGAUACUGGAAUGGGUUUUUUGAUUGAUGCCGAGUGUAUAAUAGAUUCAAAAAUGAAUCCAUUGCCCCUUAUAGAUAAGAAGACUGGUCAACCCAUCGAAGAAAAUAAAGCUUCAAAAAAGAAUAGAAUCGCUAUCUUCAUUCACGAAUAUCAUGAUUGCACCCGAGGACGUGUUGAACUGGCUGGUCCUGCUUACUUGAAUACCCAUCUGGCAAGCCUUAUUGGGUAUAAGGUAGUAAAUAUAUUAUACACAGACUAUAAUGUUCGAGCGAAAUUGAUCCAGAGGGUGCAGUAUAUGGAAGGUUUACUCAAGUCUGCUGUCACUGAAUCUGCCUAG
Molecule: messenger RNA, 1653 nt
Organism: Nezara viridula (southern green stink bug)
Lineage: Eukaryota; Metazoa; Arthropoda; Insecta; Hemiptera; Pentatomidae
Source: the annotation of a GenBank genome assembly